AUGUCACCACUGAUGGCAGAAAGGAUGGACAGUAUGGACUGCAGAAAUGAGAGAGUGAUGGGUAUAACGUUAACUAUAGAUCAGACAAAAAUUAGCAUUAUCCAAACAUAUGCUCCACAACAGGGCAGAAGUCUGAGGGAGAAAGAGCAGUUUUAUGAAACUCUACAGGAAAUGACAGAAACAAUAAGACAUCACGAGAAUGUCAUUGUCAUGGGAGACAUGAAUGGACAUGUCGGACAGAAUAGAGAUGGAGUAGAGCACGUCAUCGGAGAGUUUAGCAUUGGCGAAAGGAACCAGGAGGGAGAAAGAAUAAUAGAUUAUUGUGUGAUGAAUAACAUGUCCAUUAUGAAUACUUAUUAUAAACAUCAGGAGAGCCAUAAAUGGACAUGGUAUCGGUGGAAUGCAGCACAACAAGGAUAUACUGAGAGGUCAAUGAUUGACCUGUUUCUCACCAACAAGAAAAACAUAUUUAAAGAUGUUAGGACCAUACCAUCUGUGUCCUUAGACUCUGACCACAGGUUGGUGGUGGCUAAAUUAAAAAUUGUAAAACCAAAGGAAAAAGUCAAGAAAAAGCAAAAGAGAUUCAAACUGGAAAACCUCAAGGACGAAGAGAAGAAGCAAGCACUACGGCAACUGGAAGAACAAGGAGAGAACCCAAAUGAGAUCAGUACAGAGGAAGUGAAGGAGGCACUAAAGAAGAUGAGAAGCGGCAAAGCCCCGGGGGACGACGAGCUCCCUAUAGAGCUAUUUAAAGCUGCUGGGGAAGAAUGUGUAGAGUGGAUGAGUGCUGAUAAAGAAAAAGAUCUUUGUGUCGUUGUGUCAAACGACCUAAAGCUGAGUCAACACUGCACAGAAACCGUAAAGAUGGCAAAUAAAUUUGUAGGGUUCAUUGGAAGAACCUUUGAAUUUGAAUCAGGAAAGGUUAUACUUGCCUUAUAUAACUCACUGGUGCGCCCUCAUCUAGAAUACUGUGUAUAG
Molecule: messenger RNA, 978 nt
Organism: Scylla paramamosain (green mud crab)
Lineage: Eukaryota; Metazoa; Arthropoda; Malacostraca; Decapoda; Portunidae
Product: craniofacial development protein 2-like
Exons: 3
Coding region: 1-978 (325 amino acids)
Biological process (GO): chromatin remodeling
Cellular component (GO): nucleus
Molecular function (GO): catalytic activity
Source: RefSeq, a predicted model, not a curated record